AUGAUUUAUGGAGAGGGAACAAGUGAAUGUCCCGGCGAUGUUAACAAGUGGUUCUAUCUUGGAAACGAAAAGGAUUCUUCGACUGAUUCAGCUCCUAACUGGCGGCCAGCCGCUCUUUUCGACGAAGAUGGAGCCCUGAGCGCUUCCCGCAUGAGUAUAUCGUGCGUACACGCUGGCUGCUGUCAUAAAAUUAAUGUCACGUAUAAUCCUGAGAAUCCCGACAAAACUCUAAAAAACGUCACCUUGACAAAACUAGCCGAAAAAGACGUUUGGUUCUUCAACGACACAGAUGGAAACUACACUCGAGUGAUUUAUCGACAAUCAAGCUCCGGAGCAUGGCUGUAUGACAACGAUCUCGAUUCCUCUGCAGCGCUGGAGCAUAGUCAGGAUAUCGGAGCUCAUUGCCCUGAGGAUUCGAAACACUGGAACGACUACUGCGAAUGUUUCAGAACCGAUCCGAAUUGCUGGUGUGGACAAAUGGCUUGGUUUCAAGCGCCGAUUCCGACCUGCGCCGACCCGCCAAAAGAUGAAUGUUUCUACAAAGAAAUCGACAAUUAUCUUGCUUUGAAAGAUCGGCAAAGAGCAAUUAACAUUACAAUCGGCAUUUUCGGAGCUCUAAUUGCAGUCGGUCUUAUUGGAGUUUCUGCGCUGAAUAUUCAUCGAAAAUACGCGGAAAGAGCGCAGAUCCAAGUUCAAUAUGGCCGGCGGAAACUGUCACACAGAACAUCUUUCGAAGGAUUUGUGAACUCGAAUACUGACGCAUCUCAUCUAAUCUCCACUUGA
Molecule: messenger RNA, 783 nt
Organism: Oikopleura dioica
Lineage: Eukaryota; Metazoa; Chordata; Appendicularia; Copelata; Oikopleuridae
Source: the annotation of a GenBank genome assembly